Bursaphelenchus okinawaensis is the source of this 3221-nucleotide messenger RNA. The record is from the annotation of a GenBank genome assembly. Lineage: Eukaryota; Metazoa; Nematoda; Chromadorea; Rhabditida; Aphelenchoididae.
AUGAUUUUCAAGUACACUAGACACCCUAGGGUACAACGGAGGGUGGAAGGUAGGUUAACAUAAUGAUUAUUGCCUAAUCAUGCUAUUGUUUUUACCAUUGCGUAUUCUACCAUACCCGUUCAAACCAAGUCCUACUGUCCUAUACUACGUUACUUUUGUAUUAUCUUUAGCUUUGUCUUUUCUUAACCUACUGUUACAUAAAUUACCGUACCUUUACUUGCACCCCUUUAUAUUACUUUAAGCUACCCCAUCCCGCUCUACCCUGCUGUAGUCUACCCUACUUUAUCCUACUUUACCAUAUUUUACUUUAUCUACAUUUUUGUUAUCACUUUUAACAUAAUAUGAUAUGAACUUAGCAGUCUAAGCCGCCCUGUUAGUCUGAUCAAUUACCCAUUCGUUCUACAACAAAUUGCAAUAAUUAAAAACUCAUAAAAACCUCAUUUCCAACACCUUUGCUUUGCCUCAAACACGAUUUGUCAGCCCAACGUUAUACUUUUGUUAUUGCCUUCAAGCCACCAUGGAUAAUAUAUUUUAAAGUGGCUAAACUAUCUGAUCUACUUCUUAUCUAUUUUAUAAUUGAAAGUAGAGUUGCUUCUUACUAAUACAAACAUAUUUUCGAUAUUUAUCUCUACAAGUCUUACCUAAACUUCCAUUUUAUUACCUAAAAACUAAUAUUUAAGCCCAAAAGCUCCAAAGUAUUACUUAAAAUAUUCUGAUAAAAGACAAAUUAAUACUAUACGAAAAACGUUUAAAAAUGUUCAUAUUUCGCCCCCUUCCAGCGGUCGAAAUGUUUUGGAACUUGGUAACGGACAAAUACCACAAAUACCAUGCCUCCCAUAUUGUGAUGGCCUUGAUUAUAAUAUUGUACAGUUUGUUCGGAGCCGUUGUGUUUGUUGCUUUAGAAGACGGAAAUGAGAAAGCUCACAUCCAGGAGAGACAUCGAACCGCAGUUGUGAAGCAGGACAUUGCUCGGAAUGGGCUGAUCACUGAAAUGCAGGUAACAUAUUAGUUUUAUUGACAACGCUUUAAACUUUUAAUGAAAUUUUAAUAUUUAUAAAUUUAUAACAGUAAAAUAUACAGUUCUGGGUGUAAAAAUCAGGUUAUAAUCAACUUUAGUGAAAUAGCCCAGAAAUUUAAAAAAAAACCUUCUCUUCUUUCGUAUAGAAAGUUUCCGCAGUCUGCAAGAUAACGUUUGCGAGCUGCGUCUAUAUCAUUCUGGUUUUUCAACUUUUUGUCGGUAAAAACAAGUAAUACCCUUCAAAACAUGGUAAAACUAGCUUCUCUGAACCUUUUUAGUCCUAAAAUUUUAAAAAAUUAACAACUUAACUUAUAGUACAUCUUCUUUCGUUAUGUCAACAUUACGGCACUUCAUCAACGCCCGUUCCAAGAGAUUCUGGACCGAUACGAUGCUCAAAUGAACUUCAAAUUGGAAGCGGAUAAGAAGGAUAGGAUUGAUAUGAUCUACGAAAAGUCGAGAUGGGACAUUUGGGGCGGAUUAUAUUAUUCUAUUACACUUUACACGACGAUCGGUAAGAUUUUUGUUUUGUUUUUGGUGUUUUAGGUAAAAUGUUGGUGAGAAGAAGGUAACAAUGGUUUUAUUCUUUUGCAUAACGUUCUUCAAAGAUUUUUAUACCUUUAAUUAAGUUUGUAAUGAUGUUUUAUUGAAUAAAAACCUUUCAUUUCCUUAAAAUAUCUAAAUUAUUUCAGGUUAUGGCGACAUAGCGGCCAGAACCUUCUACGGCCGCUUAUUCACCAUCUUCUACGCCAUCGGAGGUAUCCCAUUGGUUAUUACUGUUCUCAACAUAUGGGGUGGUGGUCUAUUCGAGCUAAUGCAAAGCAUUUGGAACAACUAUAUUAUGAGAUGUGUGAACAUGUUCAAGUCAACAAAGAAACGAAAGCCAGUAGCCGAGUACGAUGAAUUCGACGGUGAAUUUGGAGACGAUGCAUGUGUAGACUUGUUGGAAAAGAAGGAUGAAUUUGAGAUUCAGAAGCCACAACUUCCUCUACAGUUGGCGUUAUUUGUGUUUGUUCUGUGGAUUGGACUGUGCACGGUGGUGUUUAUGUUAAUACAGAAAUGGGACUUCUUUACUGCCCUUUACUACUGUGCUAUUUCUUUGACUACUAUUGGUAAGUUUUAAAAAAGAUUAGAAAACAUUGGUUUUUUACGUACAUAUUUAAAAAAUAUGGCUUCAAAAAUUUUUCAGGCUUGGGGGACAUUACCGUAUCGCAUCAAAUUGGAGUUAUUAGUGCUAUAUUGAUCAUGCUUGGCUUAUCAGUGGUUAGCAUGAGUAUUAACAUUAUUCAGCUUCACAUCGAGUACGUUUUUGCCAAAAUCAUCAAAUCUAUCGACAAUGACUUCAAGAGAAUUUUAGUCGGUAAGAAUUUCGAUAUUUUUUGAUUUUUAGGUAACAAUUCACUGCGGAUUGUCGUAUUUUACUUUACACAAGAAUGUUAGCUAAUAUCACCUUCUUAAGUUUAUAUUUAACAAAUUUUAAUUUUAGGACAUAUUUUUUAUCUAAAGUUUAAGUUAGAAGGCUUUUGUUACCUAAAUUUUAAAAUAAACGUAAAUAUCAUUUAAGAAAGUAAAAGUUGAUUGAUAUUUUAGAAGAAAGACGAAAAAUGUCAAUAGCAACAAGCAUGAGCGAUCAAAAUAUCGUCAGAAAGAAUACCAGCACUGUUCUUUCUAUUCCAGUCCCAACAUUAGAGGAGCAAGAAGAUUAUAGAAGGCGGAGCACGGCGGCCGAACUUAAUCAAGGUGAAUAUUUUUGGAACUUUAAUCCGUUUUAAGUUAAAAACAACAAUCUGUCUUUCCAGAAGACGUUGACGCGAUAAGAAAAUACGCCUCAUCCAUGUCGGUCAUGGAUAAGAUGCUAGUCCAACUCAUGAGCUCUCAUCAGAAAAAGAUGUUAAACGAAAGAGUGGCAGAGAAGAAUAAAAUGCGAAACAAGUAUACCCAAACGGAUGAGAAGAAGAUCUCAACCGCAGCCCAAACCGAAAAUGGCAAGAAUAAUGAGUUGGGCGGAUUCGUGAGGACUUCAAUGAUUUCGACGGAUUCAGAAAGCGAAGAAGAAGAUAACACACCAGUUGGAGCUAACUUGAUGAGCAGUCCUAGUGCCAUGGUUAAUAUUGGCGUAGCACGUCCAGGACAGAACAUUCAACGACCGCAGAGGAAACGAGGAUUGAGUAGGAAAAAGCUGUACAUUUACAAUAUUGGGGACUAA